Galleria mellonella (greater wax moth) is the source of this 1413-nucleotide messenger RNA. Its product is annotated as proline-rich protein 12-like. The transcript has 9 exons. Gene Ontology annotation, cellular component: nucleus. The record is from RefSeq and is a predicted model, not a curated record. Bases 427 to 1407 code for a protein of 326 amino acids. Lineage: Eukaryota; Metazoa; Arthropoda; Insecta; Lepidoptera; Pyralidae.
GCGCUGCGGUAAUUGGUAUUCACUAACGUGUCAAACCUCAUCGACGAACUGUAGGCUGUGAUAACUCGAGGCUGCGCGCACGGACGAGAUAGGGCUUGCAACAAAAACCGUAAAUUGAAACCGGUAAUUAAACAAAUAUAGUGUUUUAUUAGUAAAGAAAAUGUUUUAUUGAGUUAAUAAUGUUGUCUGAAUAAACAUUUAGCAAAAUAAAUAUAAAUUUAUUCACUAAACAUUUAAUUUUGUCUUUUAACUUGAAUUUGAAUAAGCUUGUUUCCAUGGCCGUAAAAAAGACUAAGAUGUCACGCCACGCCAAACAACAUUCCAGACGCGCGUUUUUUGUAUUUGUCUUGUUUAGUUUCUACACUAAGAUAAUUCUUUUUUUAAAUUAAUUGAAAUUCAUAACUUUGGAUCUAUCUAUCAAAUAGCAUGUCAAGAAGUGCGGUUCCUUCUCAAGAGCAGUUGGAGAUGCUGGUGGAAUGCAUGGAGGAGCAGCGAUGGCUUGCGACAGGCCAUGCACGAACAGCCAAUGCUAGGGACCGUACUAAAGUCGCUUGGGGAGACAUUGCUGUUAAACUAAACAGCGACGGCCGUGGCUGUUUAAAAACAUGGCAGCAAUGGUCUAAGUACUGGAAAGAUAAGAAGGCUGCAACAAAAAGAAAAGCCAGCCUUCUAAGGGUGGCAAGACAAAAAACUGGUGGUGGUGCGGUGGAGGAAUUAGCGCUUUCUGUUGUAGAAGAACGCAUUAUAAAUAUAAUGGGUGGAGAAGGCUUUGCUCACGGGGAUCGUGAACUAGAAAUUAACCCUUUCCAUGAAUCCAGUGAAGAUCAUCCUAACAGAAAAGAGCUUGAAGAAGCUAUUUCUUUGAAUAUACCCAGCGCUUCUACAUCAGAUGUGGAUUCAUCUAUAAGUAUCUUACAGUCAAUAACAGUGGAGCCUGGGACUAUACCUAUAUUAGCCACAGGAACUGAAGAGUCUACACCUUCUAUACCAGAUCCACAGCCAGGACCAUCAUGGCGGAGGGAUAAUCUGGAGAGUAUUCCUCAAUACCCUGCAGAACAACAGAUGUAUGACAAUAGACCUACACCACCGCCACCAUCAUCACCACCACCACCACCACAACCACCACCACCACCCACCACUUCAAGACGCAGUGCUACUUUAUCUCCACGCCGUCGUUUAACUGCACCACGACGACGCUUACUCCGGCGCUCACCUCCUUCACAGCGGCAGUCUCAACUGAGAAGUCUUACAGAGAGAUUUGUCGCUAUAGAAGAGCGCCGAGUAGAGACAGAAAGGAUCUUGGCAGAGAACCAGCGAGCCUUAGUUCAUGCCUUACAACAAAUAAGUGACGCAUGGCUAAGGCAAAGUCAAUCCCUGUCAGAUUUAGUUCAAAAAAUAAAAAAAUAAAUCUUU